ACGGGAAGGCAUACAGCUCGGACGAGGAGAAGCUGGAGGUGAAGUCGGCGGCAACGCCUUGCAGCGAGCGGGAGGAGGAGAGCUCGGCAGGCGACAGCGAGGACGAGCCCUUCCUGGACGGAGCGGCCGGCGGUGGGCUGGGCGCCAAGGGCAAGGGCAAGGGUGGCCCCACGGCCGAGCAAACGCCGCCGGGUUCCGGGGCCGGCAAGAGCCGGCGACGGCGCACGGCAUUCACGAGCGAGCAGCUGCUGGAGCUGGAGAAGGAGUUCCACUGCAAGAAGUACCUGAGCCUCACGGAGCGCUCCCAGAUCGCACACGCCCUGAAGCUCAGCGAGGUGCAGGUGAAGAUCUGGUUCCAGAACCGCCGCGCCAAGUGGAAACGCAUCAAGGCGGGCAAUGUGAGCAACCGCUCGGGCGAGCCCGUCCGCAACCCUAAGAUCGUGGUGCCCAUCCCGGUGCACGUCAACCGAUUCGCCGUGCGCAGCCAGCACCAGCAGAUCGACACAGUCCUGUGCCUGGGCUGCAUGUUGAGUCCUGGUGCGGAGGCCGCCUCAGCAAGCUGGCGGGAGGCUCUCCUGCCCUGUGUGGGCAAUGUAGCUCAGUGA
Molecule: messenger RNA, 605 nt
Organism: Tinamus guttatus (white-throated tinamou)
Lineage: Eukaryota; Metazoa; Chordata; Aves; Tinamiformes; Tinamidae
Source: RefSeq, a predicted model, not a curated record